AUGGAUAGUGGUGGUAAUAUGCGUCAAAAUGGAGUCAAUCCCACUAACGACAGCACUUUUACUUCAACAACAAAAACUACAACUGCAAAUUCUGCUUAUAAUAGAAGAUCCUUGCCACCACCACCACUACCUAUGAAACCAAAACAUUCUAAAUUUGCUAAUCCUGCUAUAUUGCCUGCACAGAGAAUGGAUGUUGAAGUAGACUCUUCGUCGUCGGCUGCUGUUGCUUUUGCGAUUACCUCGGCAAAAGUGCUGCCAAAGGUCCCCGGGGGUCGUGGUGCAAAUCCAUCUCUUCAACAACGAAAAAUAUCAGGCGAUAAUAUUAAUAGCAGUAGUCAUAAUAAUAUACUGGCUGAGCCACGUGGAAAGAUCAUUGCAUCAGAAAAUACUGGGAUUGAUGAGUCGAGUUUAAACUAUAAUGAUUUAAAAGCGAGAUUUCAACGAAAUGCUAUGUCAGAAAGAGGUGAACCAGCGCCUCCUCCUCUGCCAAAAAAGCGAGCAAACCGGAAUAAUACCAUCGCAUUAAUACAAGAUGUUUCUGCAUCAUCAUUACCACGGAACCAAUUAAUUAUACCCUCGGCAUCUUCACCGUCCUCAUAUCAAAAUAAUGUUACUCCUAACGCAAAUUCACGUAAUAUAGUAAUGAAACCAAACAUUUCUGCAGUCUCAAGAUCUUCACCCUCUAUUGAAAAACCAGAUCCAUUUGCUGGAUAUGAAGUAGACGACGAUAGUGAUUAUGACCUAAGUGGGAAUAGUAAGGAUUGGGUCGAUGUUACUGAUUAUACCUACGAAGAAGAAAGUACGGAACAUAAUGGCAAAUCUAAUAAAUCUUCUUCACAAUCUGGUGCCAAAACCUCAAAAUUAAAUCCUACACGAUGGGGUAGAAGCAUGUCAACUGGGAAUGCACAAUCAUCGAAAAGAAAUAAUUAUUCUAAUCCUGAUUCUAGCUCUUCUAUUGAGGAAAAACUUUAUCAUAAUCAUAGUAAUAUUUCCGGGUCAACAUCACCACCGCUACAGAGUCAUGACGUGGAUUCUUCAUCAUCAUCUGAUAGUAUAGAUACAAAAUAUACAAGGCCAAUUAAUCAAGUGCGGUCUUUAGCUAGAAAUCAUACUACUGGUGGAAUAGAUCUUCUGCAAAGGCAAAGGCGAUCAUAUAGCGAGAACUCGGAGUAUAGCAUUGGAACAACAUCAUCAUCUAUAACAUUGGUUGAAGAAGAUGAGCAAACACGAGAGUCAAAGCGAAGGCGAAAAUUAUGGAAUUCUAUUAAAGAAUUAGUAGACACGGAAAGAGUUUAUUUGGCUGAUAUGAAGCUAUUAGAAACGGUAUAUUAUACGCAAGCAAAAGAAAUUCCUAUAUUCAAUCAGUAUGAUUUGAAAACGAUAUUUAAUAAUUUACCAGAAGUUAUCAAUUUUUCUUCAACGUUUUUGGAGAUGCUGUCUAAAGCUGCCGGCAUUGAAGAUUCUGAGACAGAUGAUGUAGAAAAACAUAUAGUCGAGGAGAAUGAUGAUACGUCAAUAGGAGAAAAAUUUUUGUUUAUGCUACGUAAUACAAAGACUGCAGAAAAUUCUAAUCUAAUGGAAGAAGUAUAUGGAGAAUAUUGUAAACGACAUGAAGCGUCGGUAGCCAAAUUACAAGAGUAUGAAAACGAUGAAGAUAAACAAAGUUUUCUCCAGAAAUGUAAAGAACAAUGCGAGGGACAAACACGAAGUUGGGAUAUAUCUAGCUUAUUAAUUAAACCGGUGCAACGCGUACUCAAAUAUCCAUUAUUAUUGCAUGUAAGCAUACUAUACCUUAAUAGCUCAAAUUUUACGCUAGAGCAAAUAUUCUCGCUGACGAAACCCACGCAUCCUGACUUUAAAAACUUGAAAGAAGCGUUCAGCGAGGUUACUAUGGUCGCCGAAAGAAUCAAUGAAAUUAAAAGACGGAAAGAUAUCGUGGAAAAAAUUGUCGGAAGUAAAAAGAAAACGGAUGCAGAUAUAAAACACGUUACUGGAAUUGCCAAAGCCACCGAAGAUCAAUUUUAUGACGCAUGCGUAAAGAAAUUCAAAAAAUGGGAAGGACAAGGACAGAAACUUUCUAAAGAUAUCCGAGAAUGGUUGAAAAGUGUAAGGCUAUUUUUUGAGCAGCAAGAAGAAUUUGCUUCUUCGCUUUAUGAUUUUUAUGAUUGUUGCAUGUUAGAUGACGAGCAAAAAAAACGGCCGACUGAGUAUCGAAAAAUUGUGGCUGAUCUUGCCUCGUGUGGAAAAGAAAUGGAAGAAGCAACCAAGAAACUAUUGCCACGAAUUGAUUCAUUUAUGGAGCUGUUUAAAGCGCCAGCAGCGGUGAUGAGAAAGCGCGACAGAAAAAUUUUGGAUUAUGACCGAGCAAAGGCGAUUAAAGCACGAGGCGAUACACCGGACAAAACCUUACAACAAUCAGCAGCAGCAUUCGAAUCAAUACGAGACCAACUACAAGAGGAAUUACCGAAAUUUUUCGAGCUCAUGGGUCGAUACUUCGACAUAAUCUUGCGCGAAUUUUCCGAAAUACAAGCACGAUUUUAUCGACAAAUGGGCAUGGAAUUUUCCCAGUUUUUCUACAAGUAUAUCGAUCCAGAGGCAUUGGAAUACGUGUCGGAUGAUCGGAAGUUGGUGUUACGUAAUAUUGAUGUUCAAACAGAGUAUUUGGCUGCUUUUUUGGGUAUGGAUGAUAAGCUGGAGAAGUUUGUGUUGAUUGGGAAUCAUGGAGUUACAGAGUCGAAUUCCAAAAUAAAACCGAAAAAAGAGUCGGAGGCUAGACGUGGAAGAAGUUCGAGCCUUUCAGAUUCUUACUCUACACAAGAUUCCGAGUCAUCGAGGCGGCCAGGUAAAACAUUGCAUCGAUCAGUAUCACAAGAUGGUCGUUUAGCUGUCAAAUUUGAAGAACAUUCAUCGCAUACACAACGAAUGUCAUACCAUUCUAACUCGUCAUUAUCUUUAUCCGAUGAUAUACGAAAGUCUUGGAAUGUUGAUGGAACUUCCCCUUUUAUUGAGGAUAAUAAUCCAUUCGACGUUAGUACUGGUCAAAUUUAUGACGAUCCCGAGCGAAUAAAUGGUCAUCGAAAAUAUGCAACCGAUAGUGCACUAACCUCACUGCGUCACACCUCUCAAUCAACAAUAGUUGCUGAUGACGAGGACUACGAAUUCGCCGGUAAAGUUAACAUUAGUAGAUACGAAGACUAUGCAUUUAUUGGAAAAGAUAACACCAUUAUCAUAACCGCAACUAACACGACCACCAAUACCACGUAUGACAAAACUAUCGAGGAUGAAGACGAAGACGACGAGGAAGAAGUGUAUCAUGACACGCGAACCGGCGAGGAAGAGGAAAUAAACGGUGAGGAAGGGGGGAAAAACGUUGGUGACAAGGUUUUAUUUGUGUGUUACGCACUGAGACGACAUAAAUCAAAAGAUCCACGCCAAUUGUCGUUUAAGGUUAAUCAGCCACUUGAAGUGACUCAUAUACACGAGGAAGAAAAGAACCUUUGGUGGCUUUGCAUUAAUAUGGAUACUGGCGAGCGAGGAUGGGUCGAUCCUAAAUUUUGUAAAAAAUUUGACGAUUGA
Messenger RNA from Ambispora gerdemannii, 3576 nucleotides. The record is from the annotation of a GenBank genome assembly. NCBI's taxonomy places the organism in Eukaryota, Fungi, Glomeromycota, Glomeromycetes, Archaeosporales, Ambisporaceae.